CACCCACCCAUUCCUAUGGAGAUAAAAGAGACCUGGGCUCAUGAGGAUUGCUGGGAACACACCGAGUGGGAUAUCCACCAAGCACUGGAGUACAGAUAACACUGCACUACCACCACUGUGGUAAGAGCAUCAGAUGUUUUGAUACCUGCACAAUUCACAUAAAUCAGGCUAAUCUCCCAGAGAUGUCCUCUAGACAUUCUUUAUUUAUUUACUUGGUUUUCUAUUCUCUGUACUCUUAUCAGAAUGCUUGUGUACUUUGUUUUACACAAGAAUACGAAGUUGAGUCAUAUAUUUGGCUACGGGUCCCUCACCGAGUGCUGAUUAAUUUAGGUUCUAAUGGCCCUGUAGAAAGAAGUCUUACCACUCAGUGCUUUUUAUCAGCACUCUAAUGGGAUGUCUGGUCUCAUAAUAGGGUGAAUUGGGCUGAAUUGUGGUGAUGUUGUGUGUGGGAGUAGACUUAUAUGGGAGGUCCGACUGUGCUGGGCAAGUCUGUGGUGGGGCCAGGCAGGCAUCAGACUUCUCAUCUCCACAGGAAGUCUGUUCUGUCUGUCUUCCUCGCUGAACAGAUGAGUGCCAAGUGAUGAGGGGCAGGGAUGGUACCCUACAUUCUCAGGAAUUUGUUCUUUAGAAUAUGUUCCAAAAACGUUUCUUCAAUCCUACAGCAUUGUAUGUACUUUAUUAUUUAUUGGCAACGUUGCAGCAGUCAUUUUGGAACAGGUUCUAAACAACUAAAUAACAUGUUCCUGAAAAUAUAGCCUAGUCUAAUGACCAUCCAGAGAGGAGAAGGGCCAUUAGGUGAGGGCCAGGGUACAGACAAAUGUUUCUCCAAGCAGGGAGACAGCCAAGGGUAGGAGACAGUGUUAGGCCUACUGUGAGACGGGCUGGAGACAGCCAGCGCUGCCUCCUCCUCUAAGGUAAACAGGAUCUCCUCCUGAAGGUCGUUGGAGCGUUCCUCAAGGCCACUGGAGACAAUGCCCUGGGUUUUAUUAUCAGAAACGACUAAGAAUAGAGAGCAAGGUGGUUGUCGUGCUUUUGGUUUGUGUUUGGACCAGACGAGCCAAAACGGAAGAUUCCUCUAUAGAAGUGUUACGGUUGUGAAGAUAAUGUUCUGGAAGGGUGUGGCACGUGAGUGACAGAGGGAGGAGGGGUGGGGGGCGCACAUGGUAAAAUGUCUGAGGUUUCUCAGCCUGUCUGUUAUGGAACUUUUCAAGAUUUUGAGUUCUAGGCCUAGCCCUAAAUAGAGAAGACAUAUUUUGUACGCUUUUCACAAAUGGAGACUUAAUGUUCUACUGUAAUUUAUUCCAGAUUUUGUAAGUUUUGUUAUUUUAAAAUAUGGAAUACUGGGCAUAUAGGAUAGACUAGCUAGACUACAAAAUAAAUGUACUCAUACAUGUUAUUCGAUCAUUUCAACCAAACUGCUCGCACGCGUCAGCAGGCUUCUCCAUAGCCAGGCGCUAAAAUAGAACUUGGUUCUAUUUCAGAUGCUUGACGCGCUGCAAGUCCCGCUUCUCCCAUCUACUCAUUGGUUUUCACGAGCAUACUAACCCACGUGGGUGAAUAAAAUAUGAACGAGGAGAGACUAAUCAAAGAAAACAAACUAAAAACUAACUAGGUUUCCCUUUUUAUCUGUGGAUUAAUUGUCGGAGUAGACAACACAUGAUUUUGUGACUCAGAUAGGGUCAGAAUUCUACAAAGAUCCAGCAAAAAAAAAAAGAACCAUAUGCAUUUCAGUUAAAAUAACAACCCAAUGUUUAUCUCCCAGGACAAAUUAGCUAGCAACAGCAAGCUAGCUAAAUGUCCAUGAGUGUUUCAUGUGUCUUUCGACCUCUCCCCAAAUUAAUAUAGUUGGUUUUGGUAUUUUAACCUCCGUGUCUUGAAUGCGUCUGGUGGGGAAAGACAAAAUCAACAUGUGCACAAUGGCACACGCGGGGUCAGUUUGGUCAAGGUGUCAGUGUUUCUUUCUUCAUAAUUGAAGUGAUUUACAAGGUGGACCACACACUUAAAUGACUAAUCUAACCGCUUAUAAAUUAGAUUACUGCUAAACUGACUUUGGUCUUCUGAGACAUAGUGUGUGUUUGCCAGGGUAAUAAAGAUGCUGUCCAAUACCUGCCCUAUGGGAGCUAGAUUAAUUGGACCUGUUUAACAAUGGUGAAAUCAAUAGCAAAGCAAACCCCAGUGUAAUGCAUCAGAGAUUCAGGUGUCAGAACAUGCACGUGAUUGUCAGUCUUUUCAUUUCAUUGCUACACCUUUCAAAUGAUCCAUUUAGUAUUUUCUGAUGGAUGACCUAACAUGAUGCCAUUGAUUUAUGCUGCUGCCACUAUAGGAUAUUUAGUACACAUCACAUUCAUUCAACAUAGAAUGCUAUGGUAGUCUUCAUUGAGUUGAGUGUUAAAUUGCUAAAAGAAUGUAGCCUGUUAUUCAUUGCAGUAGCUAAUCUAUAUGUUCCAUAUGCCAUUAUUAUUUGUUAUGGCAUAAUAGGGGCUUUCCAUAUAUUUGUUAUUGUAUUGGAGGUGGAGCCCUCCAUUAUAAAUGGCAAGUAUUUCAGAAAGUUUCUUAAUAUUCUGUAAUUUGAUCAUAAGAUAACUUUGAACUUGAACAGAUCAUGAAACAGGCUGUGUUUAAAAAUUCAUACUUGUGUUCUAUUUAGAGCGUAUAGCAAGUACGGACGUCAACUGUCAUUUUUCAAGUACGAUUCCAAAAGUAAGUAUGUGAAAAGGCAAGUAUGGACUUAGUUUACCGGAAGUUCCAUAAGCGUACUUGGCAGGUCUGGAUAACAAAGCACGCGUGGGAGCAUACUUUUUUGUUCCCUUCACCAGGGAGGCUAUCCCAUAACACCUUGCGACGCAGCGAAAAUCUAUUUCCAGAGCAUUAAGGAAUAACUUUGUAAAAUGUAAGUAUUACGUUUUUAUUCAACAAAUGUUCAACAAAUUACUUUCAUAUGAAUUUUGAAUUUAAAUGUUGCGUCACUGGUGUUUAUCAGCCUGCUAGCCAAGAUAGUUAGCUCGUCGGACGUCAUAGGUAGCUAGCAGGUGAUCUUCUCAGUGUUGCCAACUAAUUUUCAGGGGAAGUGGCUAGAGACAGGUCGAUUUGUUGCUAAAUGACGUUGUGAUGUCAUUACGUAAUAACAUAAAACUGUGUCAUUACGUAGAAUACACAAUAACGUUACUCAAAUUGACUGGCCAAACCUGGUCAACAAAUAUGAUUUAACAUUUGUUAGUUUAGAUUUGUUUUUAUUAUUAUCACAUUUUUAUUUGUAAAAGUAAUAUAAACACAACACAUUUUAUAUGAUCAGAUAUUUUUAUUUUUAAACAACACAUUGAAUUAUUGAACAAUUACAAAUAACACAUUAUUGAACAAUUCUAUUUUAUUAAUUUUCUUAUUAACUAGUAAAUCUACGCAUUCUGAACAAUUAUAGUUUUAAGCAGUGUAUUGGUAGUUAGUUAACAUGCUACCUAACUGAUCAACAAUUAUAGGUACAAGCUAAUAACAAGGUAAUAAUGCUAUCUUAUUGAACAAGCAACUUAACUCAAAUAAUGAUGUGUGCGCUAGGCAUCUCUCUCCAGCUCUCUACAGGUUGUUGUGCUGCUUGGCUGGCCUGCUGCUGCCUGUGCACGAGCUGAGCGCCUGCUGCUGACGUCACUCUCAAUGCACUUUUGCAGCAGGCACGUGUGUUGUGACUGAGUGUGUGACAGAAUGUUUUUGUGUCAUUUAGAGGGAAGAUGCGUACAUUUUAGCGUUUGAGUCACUUUUCAAAAGUUGCUAAAAGUUCCAAAUAUUUUUUUUUAAGUAGCUACAUUUGUUGCUAGGUACUGUUUGAAAAAAAAGUUGGCAGGGUAGUCUGAAAAGUUGCUAAAUCUAGCAACAAAAUUGCUAAGUUGGCAUCACUGCUCGUCCUGCUUAUCAGCUGUUUAGAGAUGAGCAACUAAACUAACUAAUCGUAAAGUCAGCAAUGUGUCAAAUGUCAAGAUCCAGACAGUUUUUUUAAAUCCUGAAUUGGUAUACUUGCUAGCCAGCUAAUGACAAAUGUAGCAAAUUGUUUUUUGGCCAUUUGUUUUCAGGGACAGAUGGCAACUUAUGCUUUCUUUUCACCCAAUGGCAUUGGCUUGGCAGGACAAAAGUUGUGAACAACAACUGAUUCAUCUAGGCUUGCUAGCCAGCCAAGUUAUUUUUGCAUUCUUUCAUGAUCGUUCAAUACAUGCAUGUAGUGUCUGUUUACCUAACAUUAGCUGACUUUCUUCUUGUCAUUUUCCCCUCCCCUCUUGUGUUGCACCAUUUGCAUAUAAAGAACAUUUGUUGAAUUAUGAAAUGAUCAACUAAAAGUAAAUCGGUGACAACUUGAUCAAGCCUAUGAAUAUGCAAAACUGUUUACAAAACCAUUGCACAUUAGUAAAGGUAGUUGUGUUUCUAAGCAACUUGAACUAGGGGUGUGAUCAUGAGUCCAAACUAAAACGAGAGUUUCUAUUGGACAAAUUCGGGUAGGUUCCGCCCCGUUUUGUUCCGUUUGCUUCCAUUUAAGAAACGUUUUGCAACAGAAUCGGCAGAAUUAAUACACCCCAGCACUGAAAUUUGAGCAGUAAGGUUAAUUUCUCCACCCUUAUGUUUCUGCUCUGUUCUCCUCAGGUUGAAGCACAUCCCACCCUAACACCCAGACACAUGUAAAGACCUUGGAAACCUGCCGUAAAAUCACACUAUCCCUGGAGUUAAUUUCAGCAGUGUGCAACAUCACUACAUUAGAUCACAGUAGAUCCACACAUUUUAUUCGCUAUCAUGUAACUUAUGAAGCUCAUUCUAAAAUACAGUGAAUUCUGUCCCAGGUGUACUUCACUGUGUUCAAGUUUUUAUUCCUGCCCUGCACAAACACCUUAUUCAACUAUUCGUGGUCUAGAAGUUAAACGAGAAUUAGUUGAUUGAGGUGUUAGUGAAGGGCUGGAACAAAAACCUCUAAACUCCUGUCCUGUGUAACAAAAUAAUAAUAAAUAAUAAUAAUUGGCUGUCAUGACAAAAUUUGCCCUCAUGUACUGAACAAGCUUUUAAAUGUUGGAGGUUCAUCUCCUUGAGAUGUCCCUCACUUGGGGAUGACUUCUCUUGUACAAUGGACUGUGUUCUAAGGAUUCAUGCACAGAUACAGGAAAACAAAUAAAAGUGAUCAUAUUUAUAAAAAAUGACAAGCGUUGAUGUCUCCCCACGGUUCUGGUUUUGAGGCUUGGGUAUCUGGGGGCUGCAGUUAAUCUGUCUAAUUCCUUGCAAGGAGAGAGAAAUGCAUUCAUAAUAUUACAAUGGUGUAAUUAUUUAAUGUAAUUCCUGUUUGAUAUGCAUGCAUAUAAUUAAAUUGGACACGUUCUCCUUUAUAAUGUGUUUGUUUUGUAUCCAAUGCAUUUACACGUAGUUUACAUUAGGAUGAAGUAGCCUAGGCCUUCUAAUCUAGUUAUAUUGCAUCAUCACUCCAAUCAAUAUUAGUUAUUAAUGCAUAAGGUGAAUAUAAAACCAAGCUGUCUUGAACAUCAUAUGCAUGGAUGUUAUGAAUUUAGCACUGAAAGCCUGCUCAUUAGAAAUAAAACACCAGCAGAACUAAUGCAAUGUUAGAUUCACAGUGAAACACAAAUAUUCUGCCUAUUUAUCAUUCUUAAACAGUAAGCAAAAUAGCUUAUUUUAAAUUAUAGUUACCUGUCAUACGUCCACAACGAUGUAGCAGCAGACCAAGCAAUGUGUGAGAGGAGGACCCCACAUAAAAUUAUUAUUCUGGUUGGUGUUAGCUUAAUUCACUAACAAGUACUGAGGAGAAAGAUUCUGUGUAAACAAAUGUAGCUAGCUGGCUGCGUGAUGAUGCGGUUUCCUGUUUAGGUUAGUCCCGUCGAAGUACGUUUUAAAUGUUAACGGAUUUUAAGCACUGGGCAUUCUCCAUACUAGACAGUAUGCUCUCUCAGGUGUUCUUGGAAGUUCACCGUUGAAAGAACGGGUGAACGCAAGUGCGCAUUUUCAAACACUGCUGUAUGUCAUACUACUCUCCUCUUCCCAGGUAAACCAUGAUCCCCAUCACUGAGCUGCGUUACUUUGUAGACUGUCAGCCGGCCUACCGUAUCCUGAAGCCAUGGUGGGACGUCUUCACUGACUACAUCUCCAUAGUCAUGCUCAUGAUCGCCGUGUUCGGGGGAACGCUGCAGGUCAGUGAGCGGACAUUCCCUUUUUUUCUAUGUACUUGAUCUUCUUUUUGUCUAGCUCCUGUUACAAUUCUAAUUCAAUUGUAUUGUUAUAUGCACAGGAUACAGCGUAGUGUACACCGUACAAUGACAUGCUUACUUUAUUAUUUUCGAUGUAUCUAAAAUGCUCUCGUUUCACUCUACAGGUCACCCAGGACAAGAUGAUCUGCCUGCCCUGCAAGUGGGUGGUCAACCAGACCUGCAGGAGGUAUUUCAACGCCACCCUGUCGGCCCCGCUGUUGUUGGAGCCCAAAGGGAUCCAAUACAACCUGGAUCGCCACCAGUACAACUAUGUAGACUCCGUCUGCUACGAGAACCGCCUGCACUGGUUCGCCAAGUACUUCCCCUACCUGGUGCUACUCCACACCCUCAUCUUCCUGGCUUGCAGUAACUUCUGGUUCAAGUUCCCCCGGACUAGCUCCAAACUGGAGCACUUUGUGUCGAUUCUCCUGAAGUGUUUUGACUCUCCCUGGACCACCAGGGCUCUGUCUGAGACGGUGGUGGAGGAGAGCGACCCUAAGCCGAUGAAGAUGAAUGGCUCAAUGGAUAAGAAGGUGUCGUGUAUCAGCGAGGAUGUGGAGGCUAGCGUCCCCAUGCUCCAAAGGACAAAGUCUCGCCUGGAGCAGGGUAUUGUGGAUCGCACUGAGACAGGGGUCCUGGAUAAGAAAGAAGGUGAACAGGCAAAGGCCUUGUUCGAAAAAGUGAAGAAGUUCCGCAUACACGUGGAAGAGGGAGACAUUGUGUACAGGCUCUACAUCCGACAGACUAUUAUCAAAGUCAUUAAGUUCAUUUUGAUUAUCUGCUAUACAGGGUAUUAUGUGCACAAUAUUCAGUUCAGCGUGGACUGUAGUGUGGAUAUAGAGAGCCUCACGGGGUACAGCAUGUAUCAUUGUGCUCAUCCUCUGGCCACGCUGUUUAAAAUCCUAGCCUGUGUCUACAUCAGCUUAGUGGGGGUUUACGGCUUAAUUUGCAUGUAUACCCUCUGUUGGAUGCUACGGCGCUCGCUGAAGAAAUACUCCUUCGAGUCGAUACGAGAGGAGAGCAGUUACAGCGACAUACCGGACGUAAAGAACGACUUUGCUUUCAUGCUGCACAUGAUCGACCAGUACGAUCCGCUGUACUCCAAACGCUUUGCCGUCUUCCUGUCUGAAGUGAGCGAGAACAAGCUGCGGCAGCUCAACCUGAACAACGAGUGGACUCUGGACAAACUGAGGCAGAGGAUCACCACUAACUCCCAGGAGAAGCUGGAGCUGCACCUGUUCAUGCUGAGCGGCAUCCCAGACACAGUGUUUGAUCUGAUAGAGCUGGAGGUAGUUUGUGUAGAAUUACCUGUGUUCCUUGUUGUCUGUGCCUUUGUUGUUCCUUGUUGUCUGUGCCUUUGUUGUUCCUUUUUGUCUGUGCCUUUGUUUUGUCAAUUUUUUUUUAAUGCCCACACUGUAGCAACUUUGUGAUUUGUUGUACAAUUUAGGAAAAGCACUUUCACAUCUGAGUCGGCUUGUUGCAGGUGUGUGGGAAUAAUUAGAUGAUAUCUUAAAAGAAGAGAGAAACUCGCACAGUGCUCUUGUCUGUGUCACUUCAGUUUAUUGGGCUUAGGUAUCGGCCUUUCAGCCCAAAUGUAUUACUUUUGUUAUUAUUGAUAUUAUUCUAGGUGCUGAAGCUGGAGCUUAUCCCAGACAUCACCAUCCCUCCCAUCAUCGCCCAGCUGGUCAACCUGAAGGAGAUGUGGCUGUACCACACCCCGGCUAAGAUCGAGGCUCCGGCCCUGGCCUUCCUCAGGGAGAACCUUAAGUCCCUCCACAUCAAGUUCACGGACAUCAAGGAGAUCCCUCUGUGGAUCUAUAGUUUGAAGAACCUGAGCGAGCUACACCUGACGGGGAACCUGAGUGCAGAGAACAACCGAUAUAUUGUUAUUGAUGGGCUACGGGAGCUGAAGAGGCUCAAGGUAAAAUGCACUUUCACAGACUAGCACACUCAUCGAUAGUCCUUAUCCGUGAGGCCUUUUUUAGCACCUACUAUUGUUAUUUUAACUGCCUUGUAUUUCUUUCACCUUAUGUAUGUAGAGCUUUGAGUUUUCUCUAAUGCUAUAAUUAAAUGCAUUUAUUAUUAAGGUCCUCCGGCUGAAGAGCAACUUGACCAAGCUACCUCAGGUGGUGACGGACGUGGGGGUGCACCUCCAGAAGCUGUCUGUUAACAACGAGGGCACCAAGCUGAUUGUUCUCAACAGCCUGAAGAAGAUGGUGAACCUGACUGAACUAGAGCUGAUACGCUGUGAUCUUGAGCGCAUCCCACACUCCAUCUUCAGCCUGCACAACCUGCAGGAGAUUGACCUCAAGGUAAGUUUGUCAUUGCUGUUUGUUACGUUCAGUGUACUUUUACAUGUUCUCACACAUUUUAUUAUGCGAUUGUCUUGUUUUUAUUCAUCUUGCUGAUUUUAUUAUGUAAAGUGACUUUGGUUUCCCGGACACUAAGUCUAGUCCUGGUCUAAAAAACAUGCUCAAUGGAGAUUCUCAUUUGGAAUUGUUUUUUAGUCUAGGACUAAGCUUAAUCUGUGUCUGGGAAACUGGCCCUGGAUGUUUUGAAAAGUAUGAAUAAAAUGUAUUAUUAUUGUCAUCAUUGAAGGACAACAACCUGAAGACCAUCGAGGAGAUCAUCAGCUUCCAGCACCUGCACCGUCUAGUCUGCCUUAAACUCUGGUACAACCAGAUUGCCUACAUUCCCAUCCAGAUCGGCACCCUCAACAACAUGGAGAGGCUCUAUCUGAACAGGAACAAGAUCGAUAAGAUCCCCAGUCAGCUUUUCUACUGUCGUAAGCUACGCUUCCUGGACCUGAGCCACAACAACCUCACCUACAUCCCAGCAGACGUGGGGUACCUGCAGAACCUCCAGUACCUGGCAGUCACAGCCAACAGAGUGAGUUCUUUCGUUUUCAGCUUUGGUUUGUUGGACUAAACAUUUCUGAGGGUUUUAAAUACAAUUUAUUCUGGAUGAAUUAUUUCUGAGGAAUGUGUUUACUUAUCUGAGAACUGUGAAUCAAAUCGCAUUAACACUGUGAUUUGUGUUUCAUUUAUUUGUUUAUGUUUUCUUAGUCUGUUAUGACUAGGAGGUUUAAUACCUGGUGUUUUGUCUGAUAAUGACAGUUUUACACAUUGUAGUGUUUGUGUCACAUAUCCACCUGAUACUAUCUCUCUAUCCUACUUCUCCCUUUUUUCUACCUCUUACCCCAUUUAGAUCGAGACCCUGCCCAACGAGCUGUUCCAGUGUAAGAAGCUCCGUACUCUGAAUCUGGGGAACAACUGCCUGACAUCUCUGCCGUCGCGCUUCGGGGAGCUGACGGGGCUGACCCAGCUGGAGCUGAGGGGGAACAGGCUGGAGUGUCUGCCCGUGGAGCUGGGGGAGUGCAGGCAGCUGAAGAGGAGCGGCCUGGUGGUAGAGGAGGACCUUUUCAACACCCUGCCCACCGAGGUGAAGGAGCAGCUGUGGAAGGUGGACAAGGAGACGGCCUGA
Messenger RNA from Coregonus sp. 'balchen', 9701 nucleotides. Lineage: Eukaryota; Metazoa; Chordata; Actinopteri; Salmoniformes; Salmonidae. The record is from the annotation of a GenBank genome assembly.